This is a messenger RNA of Anopheles coustani, 2891 nucleotides long. Its product is annotated as MICOS complex subunit Mic60. Gene Ontology annotation, cellular component: MICOS complex. The transcript has 6 exons. Bases 130 to 2379 code for a protein of 749 amino acids. NCBI's taxonomy places the organism in Eukaryota, Metazoa, Arthropoda, Insecta, Diptera, Culicidae. Gene Ontology annotation, biological process: cristae formation. The record is from RefSeq and is a predicted model, not a curated record.
UGUACGUGCUGAGCUGUGUGGUAUUUUCUGCCACCCGACUAAAGGCCACAAAAUACCAGAGGAAUCCCCAGGCCAACGAGCUAGUGGAUAAGCAGAACUCUUCGACAAGCCCAGGACCGACGCCGCAGAAUGUAUCGUUUGCUGGUGCAGAAGGCGCUCGCGAACAAUUCGAAACGACCGUCCGCCCAACUGUUCGCCGCUAGCCGAUCGUACAGUGGGAGCGCGCGAGGACCCCAUCUGCCACCGUUUCAGGAGGCCGGCUUCGGUAAAGUUCUAGUUGUACUUUCUCCCCUGCUGAUCGGUGGAGGCGUCGUUACAUACGCAAAGUACGAUAAUGAAUUCCGCAAGACGCUUAUUUCAAACGCACCGGCACUCGAGCCGGUUUUGAAGGUGCUGCUGCAAGAAACGAACCCGCUGGAUGAUGUCACGAAAAAGAUGGAUGAAAUCAGCAAGACCAUCAGCGGAUACACUUCCACCGUGACCGGCUUUUUCGGAGGUGGCGAGGAGGAAAAGAAGCCGGAAAAAAAUCCCGAUCUACCGCCAAUCACGAGAUCCAAGUCGGUUCAUGUUCCCGUACCUGCACCUCCAUUGGCGAAGCCUGAACCAACAACUAACCUCGCAGAGAAAGUACCUGAGGCACCGAAGAAAAAGGAAACGCCCGUCAAGGCGCCCACCCCGCCGGUGUCCGCCACUAAAGCCAGCCCGGCACCAGCUGCUGCUGCUUCUGCUGCGGUCGCCGCAACAAAGGCGGCACCAGCGAAACCGGUACCACUGACAUCCGGUACCGAGGAGGUACCCAAAUCGAUCAGUGAUCUUGAACAGCAGGUCGAUGUGGCGGCAACGAUCGCCAUCAAAGAGUACGGCCGUGCGGUGGAGGUGCUGAAGUCCUACACCGAGGAGGUGCGCAAGGUUGUUGAUGCGUCGGUAGAGAAGCUGGACGGAUCGAGCUGGACAACCCUACGCAACCGCACCAGUGCCCGUGACACGGCGCUCCAGGCCGCCGAAGAUGCAGCCGAACAGGCGAAGGCUAAGAUUGAAAAGUUGCACACGCUGCUGAACAGCCGGGAUAUCAAGUGUUCGGACGAGCUGAAGGAUAAGGCGAAGCAGAACAUUGCCGCCUAUCUGGAGCAUCUGAAGAAGGCAAAGGACGAAGUGUACGUCGCACGUGAUUUGGCGGCACUCGGCGAAAAGUACUGGAAGCGGGUCGAAACGGCACGUAACUACUUCGUCGACGAGAUGGAGUCGCUGUUCCCGGGCAUCAAUUUGGCCGAGAAGAAGUUGAACCUUCCGCAGGACGAGCUCGAUCUGUUCAUCCUGCACGCGUACACGCAGGUGAUUGCGCACCAGAAGGAACUGCAGAAGCUGCAGAUCGAGGGCGACCAGAGCCUGCGUCGGGCGCUAGAGGCGGUCCGAGGUUCGGACCAGAGCGAGGAGGUUAAGGCACGCCUGGAAUACGAAAUUGCCAAGGAGAAACGCCAGCUUAGCCUGCAAAACCAGAAGAAGCGACUGUUCGAUCGGGCCGAACUGGAGCAGCAGAUUCGGGAUCAGAUGAAGCGACAAACCGAGGCACACAUCGACCAUCUGAAGGAUGCGCUUACCCAGAAGGAGGCGGAAAUGAAGCGCAAGUUCCAUCGCGAGCUGGACGAGAAGAUCACGACGGAACAGGCCGCGUACAAGCUGCAAUUGGCCGCCAUGCUAGGAAAGUUGAAGGGAAUCAAUAAUGCUCUCGUUGAGAUCGAUACUGAAAUGAAAGCUCAUGCCGACGCCGAAAAGAGUGCCCAUCAGGCGCAAGCCCUCUGGGGAGCCUGCCAAUCCCUGUGGUCAUCGAUUCGCAGUGGUCAGCCGGGUAAAUCGUGGCGCGAUCAGCUGCGCCCGCUGAAGGACGAAAUUGCCGCCGUCGGUCGGGCGGCCGAGGGUGACGAGUUGGUGGACGUCGUUCUGAAGGGGCUCCCGGAGCGAGCCAGAAAUCGUGGCGUGUACCCCGAGGACGCUCUGCGCGAACGGUUCAUCAAGGUCGAACAGGUGGCCCGUCGCUUGGCACUCAUUCCCGCCGAAGGUGCCCGUCUGCCGAUGUACUUCCUGUCGUAUCUGCAAUCCGCCCUGAUCGCUCGCCCAGAUGUUCCGAUCUCGCAGGACGAGCUGGAGAACAAACCAUUCGACUACAGCAAGCUGGACACGUACGACGUGCUGAACCGGGCGCGGUAUUGGCUGGAACGGGGCGAUCUGGUGAAAACUGUCCAGUACGUUAAUCUGCUCCAGGGUGCCCCGAGAAAGGCGGCCCUGGACUGGCUGAACGAGGCACGUUUGCUAUUGGAAACCCAACAAGCUGCCAGCACACUGAUGGCCCAUGCAGCCGCCAGCGGAGUCCGUUUCCUGUAAGCCGACUGGUUUGCAUUAUUUGUCACCUUUUUUCCGCCAGCUGAGAAAGGAAAGAAACCCCAGCCUCCUUUGGUGCGGACGAAUUGAUGCUGCCAUCCCCCGGGGGCAGAGAACGCGUGCGCCAGACUUUGUUGUUUGUGUUGUCUGAUUCGAUUUAGGUUUGCUUUGCCGGUAAGGCGACGGAAAAUUACAAACGCCAUUCGGGUAUCAAAUAACUUAGAACAAGAGCAAAAGUAUUUUACCGUUUGUUUUCCCCCCGUUGGUUUUGCCAUUAAAACUAAUGUCCUGGAAACAAACUUUGUUCUUACUAUUGGUGCGUACUAUUUGGUGAUUUUAAGCAAAUAAAAACAGGAGGGAUUGUAAUUAUUGAAAGAGGGAUUGGAAUAAUGCGACUGCAGUGCUUGCUUGUGGGAGUGCAUCAACAAUAUUCGCAAUGGAAUAAUUUGGCAAAAUUUAAUGUAGGCAGAAAAAAUUGAUUAUUUAAUAAAACCAGUCAUUUCACAUGGAUUAAU